Messenger RNA from Poecilia reticulata (guppy), 3569 nucleotides. It is a transcript of the gene avpr1aa, whose product is annotated as arginine vasopressin receptor 1Aa. Gene Ontology annotation, biological process: positive regulation of vasoconstriction; G protein-coupled receptor signaling pathway; regulation of systemic arterial blood pressure by vasopressin. The record is from RefSeq and is a predicted model, not a curated record. Lineage: Eukaryota; Metazoa; Chordata; Actinopteri; Cyprinodontiformes; Poeciliidae. Gene Ontology annotation, cellular component: plasma membrane. Gene Ontology annotation, molecular function: peptide binding; vasopressin receptor activity.
ACAGCACCGCCUUCCGCCCCCCUCCACCCCUGUGUGAGCAACAGGUAGCUCCAUAUACGGACCAGAGAGGCGCCGCGCGGCCCCUCUGGCACCGGAUCUGCAGAGGGCGCACGGAGUGGCAGUGCCACCAUGCGCACUACAUCCGACGCGCCUCUCCUGAGCGGAGGCAACCAGUCCCUGCUGGCUUCCAGCCUCGUCGGCGACCCGACCAUGGGAACCCCUUCGAACGGCACCGUCCACCCGAACGGAUCCGACCCGUUCGCGCGCAACGAGGACGUGGCCCAGAUCGAGAUCAUGGUCCUGAGCAUCACCUUCGUCGUCGCGGUGAUCGGGAACGUGAGCGUGUUGCUGGCCAUGUACAACACCAAGAAGAAGACGUCCCGCAUGCAUCUGUUCAUCAAGCACCUGAGCCUGGCCGACCUGGUGGUCGCCUUCUUCCAGGUGCUGCCGCAGCUCUGCUGGGAGAUCACCUUCCGCUUCUACGGCUCGGACUUCCUCUGCCGCGUGGUGAAGCACCUCCAGGUGAUGGGCAUGUUCGCCUCCACCUACAUGAUGGUGAUGAUGACCCUGGACCGCUACAUCGCCAUCUGCCACCCGCUCAAGACCCUCCAGCAGCCCACCAAGCGCUCCUACGUGAUGAUCGUCUCCACGUGGAUGUGCAGCCUGGUGCUGAGCGUCCCGCAGUACUUCAUCUUCUCCCUGAGCGAGAUCCAGAACGGCUCCGAUGUGUACGACUGCUGGGCGCACUUCGUGGAGCCGUGGGGCUCCAAGGCGUACGUCACCUGGAUGACCGUGGGCAUCUUCCUGGUGCCGGUGGUCAUCCUCAUCCUGUGCUACGGCUUCAUCUGCCGCACCAUCUGGAGGAACAUCAAGUACAAGAAGAAGAAGACGGUGGCCGGGGCGGCGGGCAAGAGCGGCUUGAUCGGGAAGUCGUCGGUCAGCAGCAUCAUGAUGAUCUCCAGGGCGAAGCUCAGGACGGUCAAGAUGACUUUCGUGAUCGUUCUGGCGUACAUCGUCUGCUGGGCGCCGUUUUUCACGGUGCAGAUGUGGUCGGUGUGGGACCGAAACUUCCAGUGGGACGAUUCUGAGAACACAGCAGUGACUCUGUCUGCGCUCCUCGCCAGUCUCAACAGCUGCUGCAACCCGUGGAUAUACAUGAUCUUCAGUGGCCACCUCCUGCAGGAUUUCGUGCACUGCUUCUCCUGCUGCUGCUGCAAGCUGAGCGCCGACUACAAGGAGGACUCGGACAGCAGCGUCCGCAGGACGACGCUGCUGACCAGGAUCACCAACCGGAGCCCGACAGGCAGCACCGGCAACUGGAGGGAGCUGGACAACUCCCCGAAAACGUCAGUUCAGACAGAGUAAAACAGCCGGCGGCACCAAGAAACACAUGCAGAGUGAGCUCAUCUGUGGGCAUGCAUGAUUAGGACAAAAAGUCCCACAGACUUAGAAAUCCUAAGGGACAAGAAAGCAUCCUGCAUGGUGAAAAUGGAGCUAAACAAUGUAAAUAAGAGUAUAUAUAUAAACUUUUUGCUCAGUCCCAUGUGCGUACUAAAUCUUGUUUAUAUAAGUUCUAAUAUGUAUUCAUCAGAAGUACAUUGUGAAAGGAGGGGAUGUAGUUUUUGCGUCACCACUUCAAACCGCCUGUGAACAUUCUGGUGCAGCAGAUAAUUGAAUAUUUCAGCUAAAUCUUUCACAUGCUAACACGAGAACCUAGCUGGGGCRCAGAUAUUCCCGAGGGAGCUGGAUAUAUUUAAAAGAAAGAAAAUGUUAGCCCCUGAAAAAUUCAAGACGGUCACCAUGGUGAUCAAAGAAAAUUUAAUUUUGCACUAAAACUACCAAGAUUUGUCACAGUUGAAUACUUUGCUAUAGAGCUAAACUGAUGAACCCAUCGAAAAGAAAAUAACUGCAGAUGUCAGCGCUAAACCAAACACAUGAAAAAAUUAGUAGAAGCUAUUGAUAAACUGCAGAACACAUAAGCAAAAUUUCUGGAAGCUAGCGCCAAACCAAACAUGAAAAAAUCAGCAGAAGCUAUUGCUAAACUGCAAUACACAACAAAUUAGUGGAAGCUAACGCUAAACCGCUAAGUACAUGAAAAAAAUUUUACGCUUGUACGAAUCCAAACAUAAAAAAAUUGCAGAAGCUAAUGCUAAACCACUAAACAGAAAAAUUGCAGAAGCUAAUGCUAAACUGCUAAACCCAUGGAUAAAAAUAAGCAGAAGCUAAUGCUAAUCUGUAAGACGACAGCCUCUCAGUCUGUGACUCACAACUUUAUCUCCUUUAUCUCCAGUUGACGACUGAUUUGACAUUCACAAACAGAAAAGUCCUCAGUUUCAGAAUUUGCCACAUAUUGUUACUUUAAAGCUGUGCUACCAAAGUCCAAAACAUAUGGUCAUGUGAUAUAAAGUUAACGAAAGGCAUGAAAAUGGGUAACAUUUUAUGGAAAUAUUUGAUUAAAAGGCUCAAAUGGCAGCCAUCUUGUAAAAUUACAUCCUGACAUUCAAGUCGCUAAUUGGAAAUAUUAAAAACAUACAACCUGAGGGCAGAGCAUACAAUUUUUUUAUGCUUGUUUCCAGACGUAAACAAUUUUUUUACAGUAACAUGCUGCCCUGUUAUUAGCUCCCCACUCUCAAAAACAUUCAGCUAUCUUGAUGCUGUCGCUGGUGUCUGGGUCUCCCAGCAGAGCUGCCCGACUCUCUUCCUUUUCUGAGCGUUCACAAGAGAUAAAAGUCACUGCGGCCUGAAGGUGUUUAUGGGUAAAAGCAGCCCUCUGGUCUCUAAGUAACCGACGCAGCCACCACAUCCUUUGUGUUUGAAUUUCCAUUUUGUUUUUGCUUUUUUACUCUCUCUCUCUCUCUUUUUUCUUGCAACCACAUUUCAGCGGUUUAUGUAAAAAUGUGAAUAAAACCAACCCUUUGACUGAACAUAAAAGCAUUAACAGGAAAAAAAAAAUAAAAAAAUUUUAACAUUCGUUUUUAAUAUGAAGGUCUAAGGAGUUGUUUCAUGUUGCGGCAGGCUCUCCUCUCUCAAAUAAUGGCUCUCAGUUCUGAGGCAGAAACACACGGAGCCGGCGGGGACACGGACUGUAGGUGAUCCUGACCGCUCUGGGAUGGCGACCCACCCUUUGCGCACCGUUCCCAUGACUUUCACAGAAUGUCAAGGAGCAGCUCACACAUUCCUCACAAAACACGUCAGCUCACUUCCCGAGUUUUUUUUUUUUUUUUCUGACAUCCUGCACCAUUGGGGGGUCUGUGUUUUUGGCUUUGUUUGCACACAAGACAAAAAGAAUUUCCUGCACUUUAAAUAUGAUUUACGGCAUUUUAACGACCCUCAGACCACAACCACGGAGUCCAACAAACGUGUAAUUAAUCAAAGUUGUAUAUAUAUUACUUUGUGUGUGUGCAUACGUAUGUGUCCUGAAAGUGUAGCCUAAUGUAUACUUGUAAAUAAAAAGGCACUUGAAUAUCUGUAAAUAGAAGUAAUAUAUGUAAAUCUGUCUGUAAUGGCUUUGUGCUCACAUCUUAAAAGAAGAGAUUUAUGCUGAAAUACACACACUGAUGUAAUGAGCA